This is a messenger RNA of Motacilla alba alba, 2680 nucleotides long. Its product is annotated as interleukin-9 receptor-like. Gene Ontology annotation, biological process: cytokine-mediated signaling pathway; immunoglobulin mediated immune response. Gene Ontology annotation, molecular function: cytokine receptor activity; protein binding. Bases 313 to 1851 code for a protein of 512 amino acids. The transcript has 11 exons. Gene Ontology annotation, cellular component: membrane; external side of plasma membrane. Lineage: Eukaryota; Metazoa; Chordata; Aves; Passeriformes; Motacillidae. The record is from RefSeq and is a predicted model, not a curated record.
UUUGCUGGUAAGACUGUUUACCAUAUUUCUGUUCUAUGCAUUCCAGUAUGUAAUGUUAGGGGAAAUCUACUGAGCAAAAUGUUGAAAAAUAUUUUCUUUAUCUAAAUGUGGAAUUCUAUAUUGUUUCUUGAACUAGGAGCCUGAAGACCAGAAGUGUCUUUGUAUUUUUGUUCUGAUAGUUUGCUGAGCACAAAACACCGCUACUGCAAUAAUUCUGAUGGAUUGUGCUUGAAAGAAGGGCCAUCUUGAACAAGUCUGUAUGUUAGCUCCUCUAAUUGUAUUAAUGUACUGCAGAAUCUCAUUCAGCUGGUUAUGUGCUACUUCCUGAAAUUAUUUUCUGGCUCUUUGGAGCAGCUCUCUCCUUGCAGUGGUGCUGGGCUCAUUUGCUGUGUUCAGAUAUUAUCUGGAAUGGGAGGAGUUGUGUGGCAGUUGCGGCUCCAGCUGUGCAUUGCUGCUGCGCUGCUCUUUGGUGGAGGAAGAGGAAGAGAGCUCUCUGGCAGCCUGAGCUGCCUGAAUAACUACGUGACUACUGUGAGCUGCAUGUGGGUAACAGAGAAGCCCAUGGGUGAUGGACCUUUCCACCUGCAUUUCACCAACCUCUGGUCAAAGGGCCACAACGCCAGCUGCAAACUGACUGCCACAGAGAGCAUGCAGAAUCAGUACCACUGCACAAUUCAUUUAGCCAGCCAGAUCUUGGAAACAGAUGGUUAUAGAGUCUCUCUCCAAGGAAACUUCUUUGGAUGUAAUCAGACAUACAUGGCCUUUCUAGAGUACAAUCCCCGCAAGCACAUAAAACUUGAUCCACCUUUGAACAUCCAGAGCAAUGCCACUGCCAGCAAGUGCCAGAUAUGGUGGAAUGUGUGGAAUGUGCCUUGGUACCUCACUGAAAUUCUCCAAUAUGAGUUGCAGUAUAAGGAGUACAGCAUGUCCUGGGAGGUUGCAAUGAACAAGACGCUGCCUAGUUCACUGCCACAAGUAGAAAUUGAAGCCACAGAGCUCCGCAGUGGCAUUGCUUAUGCUGCAAGAGUUCGCUGCAAAGUUUCUGAAAAUGAGAAUUCGUACCACAGUCAAUGGAGUGAGUGGAGCCAGACGACAGUGUUUCAAAGAGCAGAUGUCCCAAAAGUCUCUGAAAAGAUUCUAAAUAUCAAAACUAUGCAGUACUUAUUCAUUCCUCUGAGUUUUGGCACUCUACUUUAUUUAUUCUGGAACUGCAAGCUUUCCUCAAGGGCAAAAAGCUUCGCCUGCUUUAACAUUCCCACACCAGCUGCUUUCUUUCAGCCUCUCUAUAGUUUGCACAAUGGGAAUUUUAAGGACUGGGUUGGACUGAAUGAGGCUUGUAGCCAGCUUGAAAGAGAAGAGGCCAGCAACUCAAGCAAAGUGAAUGCAGAUAGAGUUUCUGAUCUAAACACCCAAGAAAUGAUUUCCCAAAUCUCAUUGAAACCUACAGGAAGCACAGAUGUGGUUACUGCAGAAGAAAACUUUGCAUUUGCCUCAGGUCCAAGCCAGCAAUGUGUCUCCAGCAGGUACAUAAGAGCAGAAGAGAUAGAGAUGUGUCCGGGACUAUUGUUUGCACCAAACCAUGCUGAUGAUACCGUUGGCCUGAAAAUCUCUGAAAUAAUUAAAGACAACCUUGAGAGCUCUAGUGUUGGAAGGAAUUAUCCCUCUCACUCACAGCAUGGAAAGGGUGACUUUCUUAUGCUUCGAGAAUCUUUGGGGAUAAAAGAUGUGUCCUUCAGUGGUAGUGACUAUUGUACUUUGUGUGACAAUGAUACCACAGGAGGUUUGAUUUCUGCUGAACUACUGAAGCUUUCUAAUCACAAUAGUCAUGUUAAACAUCAGAAGGAUCAGUGACCUUCCCUGAAGAAUACUGCCUGCAAAGUUCCUUGUGCUCUCCUAUCACCUCCCAAGUGGCACAAACAGUGACUGUGCAGACAGUUUCAAACAUGUAUCAUUUUAAAACACAUCCUCAAUUUCUGUACUUCAGAAGAAGAUUGUGAUUAAGUCCCCAGUCUAGCAAAUACUACCCCUACAGGCAUUCCCUAAAUUAACCUCCUGGCUGCAAGAUCCAGUAACUCACUUGUCUAAGGAGGCAGCAGCAGACCUGCUGUUUCCUCAGGAAGAACUAUUAUAGUUGUGUGCCCCUUGGAAGCAGCAGUAUUUUCAAUGUGAUGAACCAUGAUUUAAACUCCAUCAUUUUGUAAAAAAUAUGCAUGAUUUUUCACAAAAUCAUGAGAAACUCUUUUUGCUUAAGAAAGUAAUUCUGCUUCCUAAUAUUAUAUUGAUGAAUUAAAGGGAUUCCUGAUUUGAUCAGAAUUUGUAAUUGCUCUGUUCAAAGAUAAUCAAACAGUAGGCCUUGUUCUUUAUUAUCUUGAAUGGCUGUAACUUUUUAUUUUGCAAUAACUAAGCCUCAUAUAUUGCUUUAACAAAAAUUUAUUUCAAGAUUAAGUGGCUGGGCUGAUUUAAUGGAAAAAAAAGGUGAAAAAUAAGAACAGCACAAAUGACCUUUACUUAAUCACAGUAUAGACCAGGCCCACUGCCUCUCCAGGGUUUCUAUUAGUUCUCCAGAAUUCAUGAGUCCUUUGCCUAUCUGCGCAACAGGUACAGCCUUUGUGAGCUGGAGGUUUACUUUCUCCCCUAGACACAGAAAAUCCUAUACGUGAUUAAUAAACUACCAAGCAGA